Molecule: messenger RNA, 1415 nt
Organism: Ipomoea triloba (trilobed morning glory)
Lineage: Eukaryota; Viridiplantae; Streptophyta; Magnoliopsida; Solanales; Convolvulaceae
Product: protein OSB2, chloroplastic-like
Exons: 1
Coding region: 163-1011 (282 amino acids)
Biological process (GO): mitochondrial DNA replication; positive regulation of helicase activity
Cellular component (GO): mitochondrial nucleoid
Molecular function (GO): single-stranded DNA binding
Source: RefSeq, a predicted model, not a curated record
ACAUGAAAGCCACCACCAAGCCAAAGUGCAGGCACUCUUGGGCUUGGCUCUUCCUCCUCCCACGCCAAUCGCUACAAGACCGAGCUAAAAUGGAGAUCUUCUUCUUUAUGCCCUAAUGCCCUUUCGCUCUUUUCGUCACUCGAUCCUUGUAAUGAAAAACCGAUGAAUUUCCUCACAAAAGCAAUAUCAACCCAACUGCAAUCAAGAAAAUGCAUCGUCUUACUGCAAACCCUCACAUCCCUCCAACAGUCUUCUCUCUUUUCCUCCAAAUCGAGAGAACCCAGAGUCCAAAAAGCUCAAGACCCCUCACCACGAACCUCAUUUAAUCCCCCAAAACCCGAGGGCGAAUCAAAGCCCCUCCCUUUCUGCGAAAUUCCCUUCCACUCAAAUGUUGCGAAUUCCGUGGAUCUGAUCGGUUUUGUUGACUGCCCAGUUCAGUUAGAGGAUUUGCCCGAUGGCAGGCGUGUGGCUAAGACUGUCAUACUUUCCACUGUUUCCAGCCCAUCUCUGUCGAUUCCUGUUGUGUUUCAAGGAGAUUUGGCUGUCAUCGCCAAGUUCCAUGUGAAGAAAAAUGAUUGCAUUUAUGUUUCUGGGCAGUUGAGUGGAGAUCAUGGGAACCAAAAAACUGUUCAUCUUCUGGUCCAAAUCAUGAACUUUGUGGUGGGUUUGAAGAGGGAGCUUUCAGGGAUUUCUGGAUUGGAAAAUGAGGAUGAUGAUGAUGAUGUCUCUGUGAAGCAGAAAAAGGGUAAUAAGAAAGGGUUCAGGUUCAGCAGAAAGACUAUGAAUGUUGAGCAAGUGAAGGAUUGGAAGGACCUAAUCAAGAAUCCAAAACAGUGGAAGGAUUAUCGCGGAAGAAAAGCUAAGGGAACUGUGAAACCUAGACACCCAGAUUUCAAGAAUGAGGAGAGAAAAGUUUCACUCUGGCUUUCAGAUGCUCCAGAAUGGAUUCUUCAAGGACUUGAAGGACUGGAGUUUUGUGAUUCUGUUCCUAAAGGCAAAGCUCAGAAAUAAGUGAAGAGUUCUGAAUGAUCACUAAUUCAGUCGAGUCUCGGUUUAUUAUUCAUGGGCAAUUGCUGCAUACAUAUAGACCUUUGAACGAUCUUAAUCCAAUCGAGUCUUGGUUAAUAGACAUUUUGAUUAGUUAAUAUCCUAAUCCAUUGCAGAAUGAUAAUUUACACCCGUUUUCUCACCAUCUUUUUAUCUAUAUCAUUAAUUAUUUGGUGGUUCUAUGUGAUUGUUUGUUUUGCUCCUAUUAGAGUUUAGGAAAUUUUAGGAGACAAGCAUUUUUUUUUCUUUUUGCUUGUUUUUAUUGUUUAAGGAGCUAAUUGUAUUACCUUGAUUGAGUUUUUGUUGAAGGAUCUUUACUUUGUGCAUUCACUCUUAAUUGAAAAGGAAGAGCUCGAGUUGUUCUUUUA